Molecule: messenger RNA, 438 nt
Organism: Effrenium voratum
Lineage: Eukaryota; Dinophyceae; Suessiales; Symbiodiniaceae
Source: the annotation of a GenBank genome assembly
AUGAGUGAGCUCGAAUUUGUGCAGGUGGGUGGCAGGUGUAAGCUGAAGUCUGAGGAGGACUUUACCAGCUACUUGAAAGAGUCAACAACAAAGACCGCGGCGACUCGCAUCAGGUCACUCAGGAGGGAGUGGCAGGCACACCAGCGAAGCUUGCGGGAGAAGGCCAGGCUCGCAGAUUUCUUGAAGAAGCACGGCUUUGCGGAAGAUGACCUGGACGCCCCGAAGUUCACGUGCCUCGGCUUGAAGUAUACCUGGCCGGUAUUGCAGGCGGCACGAGAAGGGGAUGAGCAGAUGGUCCUUUUGCUGGUCCGCUGCGGGGCAAAUCCACUGCAGAGAGAUAUCUGGGGCUACACCGCCAUUGACUAUGUCAAGUCCCCGGCGCGCAGCAAGAUUCGGCUGCUUUAUGUGCAGAGUCGAGUCGGCCAAGGCCUGAGUUAG